AUGUGUGGUCACGUGAUUGCAGGUGAAACGUAGGAGAAAAAAAAAAGAGGGAUACUUUCACAGUUCGCAAUAGACGUUAUAAAGCAGUUGCACGUUAAUGUAACAGAAAACAAUAAUGGGUAAGAAUUCAAUGAGAAUUAUUGAGGCUUCAACGAUUAAAAAAAGAUAAAUAAAUGAAGAGCUUUGAGGAAAGAGAUUUUCGGAGUAGAUGGUAAAUCACGUCAAACUAGAGUUGGUUAGAAAAAUAUUAGAUUUCGAUAAUACAUGCUCGAUUACUGGGCACAUCCCUCACUGCUAUGUAUCAAUGGGCCAAUGAGUAUGCAUUGAAGUUAUAAAAAAGCAUCGUCCAUGGACCAAUCGUGUUAUUCGUAGCAUCGUUUUCUACGCGGUCGCGGUGGCGUUUGGUGAUAGCCAGAGAGGGGAAGUCGAGGGGGGACGAUGUCGCGGAGUAGACGAAGGAAAUCAAGAUGGCAUCCGGUAGAAGUGCGAGGAACGUGUCAAACGAGCGUAACGAUGUCAAUAGUGACAACAGCAAAGUGAUUUCGUGUCGUCACAUACCGUUAUUAAGCUCAAUGAGCCAAGAGUGUUGCGAUGUGAUUAGCAACAAUGAUAAGACUUUAAUAAACAUUGAAAGCCAUGGUUACGACGACGGAAGAUUCAAGACGCCCAGCGGUGGGACGCCCACGGUUCCCGUAACAGCGUCAUCGUUUACUACUUUUUCACCGCAAAUCAACAACGCUACGUCAAUAACGCAUCACGUUGCUGAAUCAACGACGAUGCACGAAAAACGUCAGAGUGUUAAUGAUCAAAGCUUUUCAAUUGUUACCAGUGAUCUCAAAACAAAAAGACACGAGGAUCUGCCAGUCGCAUCGAGCAACGCGCAAAACCUUCAUAUUCGCGGCAAAGACGCGAGCUGUUUGCCUCGUCUCUUGUGUGAUCGACAAGCUGAGGAAAUAAUUUCCAAAGAUCGAGAGAGUCCACAGAUCAGCAAAGAAUCUUGUGAUUUACCCAUUCAUUCUGAUGAAGCAAGUAGCGGUGAGUCAAGUACAGACAAAAUCGUCCAAAUUUUUGCUGCUAAUCUGGGAAAAUGUGGAAAUGUUUCGAGCAAAACACCACAAUUAGGCGAGAGCCCAAGAAGUAGCGGCGGUGUAAUGAGCAGUCCUAGGAGUCCGGAUUAUCCGCCUCCCGUAUCAACCAGUCCUGACAAUCCUCAUGCGACGUUUGCUACUUCGGUAGGUGUAGAAUUGUCAACGAAUGAGACUAAUCAGCCUGUUGAUACAGGAAAAAGUAAUAGUCGCGUCAAAGCUGUAACACAGAAAAGUCCACCAAGAGGAGAGUCGUUCGGAACGAUAAUCAGUAGUGAAAAAAGUGUUAAAAAAAGCGUGACGAAUUUUUGUGGUCACGAACACAAUUUAUUGAGCAAUGAGAAGAUUUUGCGUUGCGAUGGGAAAAGUUGUCACACAGAGGAGAAAAAAUGUAGCGUUGAUAAAAUUUAUCCUACAGAAGCUAGGAAAAUAGAGAGCGAAGUUUUUGCCACAAAGGUCGAGCACGAUGACGAGAGAACAAUGGAGGAAGCUCAAUCUCACGUGAAAAAAGAAGGAGAGAAUAAAGUUGAGGUAAAAACUGAGCUCAGCGAGAUGUUGUGGUCCGAAGGCGUUCAGAAGAUGGAAUUGUCUGCUUCGAUUGAUUCAACGUCACAUCGUAAUGAAUCGAAAAAUACAGAAACCAUGUGCACAGUCACAACAACAUCUACCAACGAACAAUCGCAAGGAAAAGCAUCAGGGGCGAUAAUUUCGUCGACGACAGUGAAACGUAGCAGUAAAGAUCACAGUGAUCGUCGUCACUGUUCCCGUUGCUACAAAAGGAGCAAGAUUAAACGCGCGAGUAUCGGUGUACAGUGUAAACGCGAUCGUACCUCGCAUCCCCUACAGCAACACAAACAAAUGACUGGUACAUUUCAAAAAUCUAACAGCGAGAAUCUUCGAUUAAAUCUAGGAACGAAGAACUUCAAAACCAUGAACGCCAACGAGAACUCUAUGAGACAUGAACAGCUGGAGCAUCUCAAGUACAAAAAGUUUAUACACAUAGAGACUUAUCCGAAUGGUGGAGCAACGGUUGUCCAUAUGUAUCAGGAUGAAAUUUCCAUACUGUCGAAGGAACAAGUUGAAGAGUUGGCCCAGGAGUACUUCAAGGUCGUUUUCGGUGAGGAUGAAAACGGGAACGCCUAUCACGUAAUGGGGAUCGUUCACAACGCAGCAGCAUAUUUGCCCGACCUGCUCGACCAUAUGGCACAUAAUUAUCCUUCAUUGACGGUAAAGAAUGGAGUUUUGGGUCGUAACAGCGACAUCGAGACGACUACGAUGCUUCAGUACAAGGAACACGUUUGUAAAACUUACAACAACGGGACUAUAAGGUACGGGCCGUUGCAUCAGAUCAGUCUCGUUGGCACAGUGCACGAAGAAGUCGGCGGAUAUUUUCCUGAUCUGCUUCGGAGGCUUGAGGAGGAUCCUUUUCUCAAAAUGACAAUGCCUUGGGGACCGUUGUCAGUAGUAAAGAUGGACACGCCGGAGGAAUCGAAUGAUGGGCCGAUCCUUUGGAUAAGGCCAGGCGAGCAGCUGGUACCAACAGCGGAUAUAAACAAAAGUCCAUGCAAACGACGUCGUACAGGAAUAAACGAGCUGAGAAAUUUACAAUAUUUGCCGAGGUUAAGUGAGGCACGUGAGUACAUGUUCGAGGAUCGUACAAGAGCUCAUGCGGACCACGUGGGUCACGGUUUGGAUCGUAUGACAACGGCGGCGGUGGGUGUAUUGAAAGCGGUGCACGCUGGCCAGCCAUGCGAUUAUAACAGAAUAACGAAGGACGUUGUAGCUUUUUAUGCGGGUGAUUUCCCCGAGCUUGUUGAGAAGUUACAACUGGAUCUUCACGAGCCACCGAUAUCUCAAUGCGUUCAGUGGAUCGAAGAUGCGAAAUUAAAUCAAUUGCGUCGGCAAGGUAUACGCUACGCGCGUAUAAAUCUGUACGACAACGACAUAUAUUUUUUACCGAGAAAUAUAAUUCAUCAAUUCCGGACGAUAUCAGCGGUUUCGAGUAUAGCUUGGCACGUGCGACUCAAGCAAUACUAUCCGGACACCCCGAGCUGUGUAAGCAUGAGGAAUAGCCGUACGUUAAACGAGACUUCUACUUAUUUUAAGGAGAAAAAAGAUUCGGACGGUACGACAGCCUCGGACGAGCAAAAAGAAAACGCCGAUAGGCAACAUAUGGAAGAGAAAAAAGCUAAGGAACGUGCAGCAGAAUAUCAGGGUAAUUUGAAGAAAUCCGAUCACCAUGGACGUAAAAGAAAAGAGGAGCACAAAAAUCGUGAUCGUACAAGACCGUCCCAAAUUGCAAAGAGAAAGGACGACCGUCGCGUCAGUGGAAACAGUCGUAACGAGGCUAUAAGCGAUCCUGAUAAGAGAAUCGACGCUUCUUCCGUGGGUCACAAGCAUCGCGAGAGUGACGAGAGAAGAUCAGGCAGCAAAAAGAGCCAUGAGGAUCGUCAUCGUUCGAGUAGAAAAUCUUCGAGCGGCCAUCGCAUUAUUAGCAAUCACGGCGACAAAAAAAAACAGUCUCACGAUGCAACGAGCAACGAAACGACGAAAAUAAACCCGGAGAGACGGUACAGCGCCAGUGAGGCGGCUCGUACGCCCAAAAAGGAGGACUCAACCUCGCCAUGCAUCACAGUUCAAGAGGCUACGAGCGAAAAUACUACCUCGCCGGCCGAGAGUCUACCGGCGAAAAUUGUUUUAACUGAAAAACCUCGAAAUUCACCGGGUCAAACGAGCGAAGAAAUAGCUGAUACCCGGGAAAUUGUACUCGACGACGAAAUUAUGCGAUCGAGACAAGAAACUGGAAAAAUUUAUGCCGCUGAGGUAGUCGACAAAGCUCUAGAGAUCGCUAUAUACAAAUCAAAAACGGACGUUGAUGAGGUCUGUCAAUCGCUCCGUUGCGGUGUCGCGGAUGCUUCGAAAGAGAUUCUAGCCCGAAUACACGAGGAAUGCGAAACGAUAGCCCGCGAUUUAUCGAAGAACGAAGUUCGCGAGUACGAUAAAUAUCGGGAUUUGCUCGAGAAAGAAACGAUCGCGGCGUUCACAUCGAAAAUCGAGUGUGCGACGGAAAAUGCCGUUAAAGCGUUGAUCGAAAUGGCCGAGGAAGAGGCGAGAGAAAGAGCAAAGAAUAUACCGGAUCGUAAAACACCGGAAAUCGAUGAAGAGGAUCCAACGAAAGAGGCUGAAACGACGAGGAGCAUAGCAAAUGGAAACGUCGAUACGAGGGUGAUCGAGUGUGAUUCCGUAUCAUCGACGAAUCACGAAUGUCUCAGCAGCCUCGAAGAGAAAUCACCGAAGUCAACGGAACGGAGAAGCAGCACCGAGACCAAACGCAAAGACAGCAACAGCAGCAGCAGCAGUGGUGGUGGUAGCAGUAGCAAUCGCGAAGACAAAGAUUCGAGGGAACACCGCCACAAAGAAAGAAGAGAUCGUGAUCGUGAGAGACGCGAUCAUAAAAAACGGAGACAUCAACACGAGGUGAAUGAAAAAACGAGAGAUGGCGCGUCAAAGAGCGUUCCGUGUUCUUCGUCAAGCAUCGCUAAAGAAAGCACUGAAAAUCUUGGCUCGGUAAAAGAUACGAAUGACCGUAAAGCUGAAAAAAGAAAACACGAUAGUCACCGCAGCAGUAGUGACAAAAGCAAUCACAAAAAUUCACCGGAUGCUCAUCAUCAGCACAGGGAUGAAUCUUCGAGAUCGCGCUCUUCGAGUUCGAGUCACAAACGCAAAUCAAGUUCGGGCACUAAUCACUCGCACAAGGAAUCCAAAAGGCCUCGUAACAUUGAGGACAAAAUCAAUAUCGAGCCUAACAACGAUUCGACAUUGAUUAAUUCUGAUAAUGGUGCUAACAAUGAUCGAUCGAGUGCGACGUGAAUUUACCUUUAAUAUCUUUUUCUUUUUCAGCCCAGAAAGACAGCGGAUGAUUAGGGAGUUUUAAGGAAUGAUCCAUUUUUUAAACGUUCAAUUGAUACCAUUUUCGACGAGUUAAUUAUCCCAAACGUUAACAACGACUGACGGCGGAUCAUCGGAUUCUUGUCGUCCAGAAAACGUUGUUCGUUCCGUGUAUUGACGAAAACACUGAUAUAGCAGCAAACGUCACAAGAAGCAAAGAGGAAUUUGAGACGUGACCUUUCUGUGAAAAUUAACCACUGUUAAGUGUACGUUUGAUCGUUUUUCGAGAGAAUCGGCUCGUCAAUCCUUCAAAUAUCGCGAUCUUCAAAGGCCCAGCAUUAUUUGAAAGAGAACGAUGAAAAAGAAUUAAUUUCCGUUGGACCUUGUAAAUAUAAGUUAAGCAGUGAUAUUUGUAAGUUAAGUGAGAAAUGAUUAAAAUUGAAGAGAACGCGAGAGCGAGAGAGAGAGAGAGAGCGAGCGAAAAAUGAAAGUUUCGAAAGUAUGGCCAAAAUUUGGUUUUUAUCAACUAUUUAUGUUCAAAUUGUACCAUUAAGUUAUUUAUGAAAUUAUCCUAUACGAGCUUCGUUUUCAUUAAUCGUUAUAUGGCCAAGAGCCCCUUAAAAUUUCGACUCGAUUACGUAUCAUUGCGAUUACGUAUUUUUUAGAUUUUUUUUUCUCUUCCAGUGAUAUGAAAUUUAAUUCAAUUUGGUGUAUUUGCCUAUAUAUAUAUAUAUUUAUAUAUCUAUAAAUCUUUAUGUGAAGCGGUUGUUUUUUAAAAUGAUAUUCUUCCAUGAAUUGACCAAGAUUUACGAUCAAAGUCGACGACGUAUUGAGUGUUUUCACGCUGCAAAUAAUGCUACUCAAGUUUUAUUCUAUUCCCGUUGUUACAUCGACGCGGCAAUAGUUGUGUUUAGCCUCGUAAGCAGAAUACUAACGGCGAACGAGAAGACAAUAUGAUAUUAUUUGUCCGAGUGCUUGAGCUAAGGAUUCCGAAUGAAAGAUUAAAAGAAUAACCUUUCAAUUAUUGUGUUUAUUACUUCGGUUUUUAUCACUUUCAUCGUUCAACCGGUGCUUUGUUUCAUUAAUUUUUCGACGAUCUGUACUGACAGGAGACUUUACUGUUCAUUGACUUUUUUCAUUCAAACCUGCUGUCCGGAUUGCUGGAAGGAAUUGUAUUUUUUCGUUUCUUUUCUUUCAAUAUAUGCUUAUUGCCGCAUUUUUUUGUGGUUCUUGCCCCCUGCCCCCUAGGCUUGAGCGUCAUUUCACUGUGUAUCGUCGUUAUUUCAUUUUCAAGAGCAAAAGAAUAUUAUUAUUCGUCUGCUCUUUGUUUUCCCUGCGUCGCGUGAUUCGAAUAUUUUUCGAUAGAAAAAAAUGUUGUCGAAUCUUCUGAGUCAAAACAUUGUAUAUGUAUGAGGCAUUUCACAUAAUUUUCCGAAGAAGAGAUUUUAUUUAAAAAAAAAUCGAAUUUACUUUGACACUUUUUUGUGCACUUUCGAUUGGCCAUGCUCUAAAAAAAUGUACGAUUUAAAAAUGAAUGCCUUUUAGAGCUGUGGGAAGAAUUGGGGCUCAAAACGGAGCAGUCAAUCGUGGAAUAUAACGGUAGAGUUGGCAUGGAAUUUCCCAUUUGUACAUUAAGAAAAAAAUAAGAAAAUGUAUAAAAAACAUGUCUUCUAUUCGGAGAGAAUUUCGAGAUCGAAAAGUAGGAAAAAAGGAAUCGGCGUGCGAGUAUCGAUCGGAAUUGAAUCGCUUUGUAUAUUUGUAAAUAUUGAAUUGAAAAAAACAAAAACGACAAAGUCUAUCGGAGUAAAUAUGAAUGUUGAAUACGACGGAUCAUGGAUGACUUGAGUAAUCGUGGAGAAGUUUUACAGAGAUAUGAAAAUAAAUAAUAGAGAUAAUGGUUCAAAAAAGUAUAGAAAAUAAUAAACGUAUACACGUACCGGUGCCAGUACUCAGUGCCGGAGUAUCGUUACUGACACUAAAUACUUGUAUCCUAUUACUUAAAUACAUAUGAAUGAUCUAUUAUGAAAACAAAACGAAGAAAAUAAAAAAAAUGAAAAAAAACCCACACACGCAUAGCGUUGACAAAAAGAAAGAGAAAAAAUGGCAUAGGGCAUAGCUAUGACUAGAGUUAUUGUAAGUAUGUAGUUUUACAUAUUAUACCUGUCACACAUGUAGAUUACUGGCAUUCCAACUUUUAGGUUUCUAAUGAGAUGAAAAACGAAUAAAUUACUUUUAUCAAGCAUA
This is a messenger RNA of Venturia canescens, 7217 nucleotides long. RefSeq lists its product as uncharacterized. The record is from RefSeq and is a predicted model, not a curated record. The transcript has 5 exons. The coding region runs from base 468 to 4955 and encodes 1495 amino acids. Gene Ontology annotation, cellular component: nucleus. Lineage: Eukaryota; Metazoa; Arthropoda; Insecta; Hymenoptera; Ichneumonidae.